Molecule: messenger RNA, 6355 nt
Organism: Onychomys torridus (southern grasshopper mouse)
Lineage: Eukaryota; Metazoa; Chordata; Mammalia; Rodentia; Cricetidae
Product: prolow-density lipoprotein receptor-related protein 1-like
Exons: 33
Coding region: 35-6307 (2090 amino acids)
Molecular function (GO): calcium ion binding; protein binding
Source: RefSeq, a predicted model, not a curated record
GAGAGCAAAAUCCCACAGUCUGUCCCUCCCAGGCAUGCGGUGCCGGAUGCUCCUGCUUCUUUUCUCCUCGGUGCUGGUAUCGCUGGGCAGCGUCGGGCACUCAAGGGCAGGUGAACUAGAGUGUAACAGGACAGGGCAAGUGGCCUGUGGUGAAAAGUGCAUUCCUGUGGCUUGGCUUUGCAAUGGAGAGCAAGAGUGUCCAGAUGGGACUGACGAGCAGUGUGAGGAAACAUGUCUUGGACACCUGCAAGCCUGGCCGUGUGAUGAUGGGAAGUGUAUUCCUACUAGCUGGCUUUGCGAUGGUACCAGUGACUGCUUAGACGGCUCCGAUGAGGUUAACUGUGAGAGCUUGACAAUAUGUCCGGAUGACAAAAUUCAGUGUCCAGGAAAGUCUCAGUGUCGGGAUGCUUGGGAACACUGUGAAGGCCAUCAGGACUGUGAAGACGGGUCCAUACAAGCACACUGUCCCCACAGCCAUUGCUUGGCUGGGCAGUGGCAAUGCCGGAAUAGGGCAUGUGUCCUAGACAGCUGGAGGUGUGACGGCAUCGAUCACUGUGGGGAUGCCUCAGAUGAGGAGGACUGUGCCUCCUGUCCAGAAGGCACUGUUCGCUGUGACGGAGGGAAAUGCAUCGCAGCAUCUCUGAUGUGUGAUGGGGAAGCUGACUGCACAGAUGGUACUGAUGAACUCAGUACGUGUGGUAGAAACUGUUCCUUGCUGAAUGGUGGCUGUGAGGGGCCAUGCAGUGAUACCCACUGGGGUGUCCAGUGUUCCUGCACAUCAGGGUGGCAGUUACAGCCUGAUGGAUGGAGCUGUGGAGAUGUAGAUGAAUGCUCUCUGGCAUAUGGUCCUUGUGGCCAACUAUGUCAGAACACACCAGGCUCUUAUUCCUGUGGCUGUAUUCAAGGUCAUCAGCUCUACAAUGGCACAGACUGCCGAGUUACAGAUGAUGACGUUAAAAUUCUCAUAGCAGCUGACAAAGAGCUUGGUAUCCUGCACCGAAGAACAGGCGUCUAUAAGAUGCUGAUCCCUGUACAAUCAAGGCCCAGUUCUAUUGCUUAUGACCUGAACAGAAACAUGUACUUCUGGGUAGAUAAAGUCUUGAAUGUGUUCACCUUUGGGAAGCCAAACUCUGUUCCCCUCUACCCAGCAGAACUACCACCUGUGAGCAGUAUUUCUCUGGACUGGGUCACGGGACAGUUGUACUGGGCUAGUAGCUCUGCGAGGGUCAUCUGUGCUGGCUUAAGUGAUGGCAGAGGCUAUGUCAAAAUCUUGGAAAAGGAUCUCGUGCCAGAGGAGCUAGUGGUGUUUCCUACAAAGAAGUAUUUGUAUUGGGUAAAUCGAGGCAAGAAUGGGGUGAAGACUGUUGAGACCGCAGGAAUGGAUGGCUCUGACAGAAAGGUACUGGCAGUGGUGACCACAGAGGAGCCUUUAGGACUGACACUUGACCACGUGACUGGCAGACUCUACUGGAUCCGUGGCUAUAAAGAGUCCAUAGAGACAAUGAAAGUGGACGGCAGUGGGAGGUACGCCUUUCCUGGGAUAUUUGUGGAAGAUGAAGACCCUGUUGGCUUGGCUGUGUUUGAGAAUGCUUUCUUCUGGGCAAAUCAAACUCAACUGAUUUGUACCUCACCCAGCAGUCCAAAGGAGAGAGAGGUGUUGCUCCAUGCCUCUGUGUCUGCUCUCUCAGUCCUUCACAAGUCCCAGCAACCCAAGAGCAGACACUCCACGUGUGUUCCAGGUUCUUGCAGUCACCUCUGCCUCCUGUCCCCCAUCCAUCCCAAGGGCUACAAGUGUGUCUGCCCAGAGGGACUGUUUCUUUUACCUUCUGGCAAAUGCAGCGAAUUAAAAGUUGUGUUUUCUUCUGGCAAACGUCUAUACUUGUUGAAAGUCAGCUCUAUGGGAACCGCUGUAGAGAGGACUCUAGUUGAGGAGCAUGCUGGGAACCUCUACUUACUGGAUAUUGAUUGGAAAAGGAACUUCAUCUAUUGGUCAAAUGCCCAGGGACAUCUCGUUUAUUCAGCUGGAUAUUCGGGACAAAAGCAACAGAUCUGGACCCAGCAUACAGUCUGCUCAGCAAAUGUGGACAUAUCCACUGGGAAUCUGUUCUGGCUACCCUGUGACCGAGGUACGAUUCAGAAGACCAAAGUUCCUGGCACUGACUCGUACACCCUCUACAGCACUCACAACAUUAUACUCCAGUUGCUCCUUGACUGGCCCAGACGGGUGCUGUACUGGGUGGAGAGCGGGAAGCCCCUGCAAAGCAUGACUCUUGAUGGCAAAACCAGACAGGAAGUUUGGAGAGGCACCUGGGCAGCAGACACUCAGAUGGCCUUGGACCUUGGAUCUGCUAGUAUCCUCUGGACCACCAAAGGGUUCGGGUUGCACAGUUUUAGUCUACUAAAAAACCGAACAUGCUCCUUAAAUGCAUCCUGGAGCGAUGUGGUCAUGGCAGCCCAUGAGCCCUACCUGGUGACAGCAGACAAGGCAGCUCUUGUGCUGUGGAACAGGAAGACCCUGGAGCCCUUUUCCACACUGAAGGAGCCACACAUAAAGAAAAUGAUCAUCUUGGCAGAGAACCAGGAAGUGCCAGACCCUGGGCUUUUGGAGGCAGUGCCCACUGUCCCUUCUCCUCCUCCUGUUCUCUGCACCCGGUCCUCUGUCCCGUGCCAGGAUGGGAAGGGAUGCAUUCCCAGGGAGUCCCUCUGUGAUGGUGAGCGUGACUGUCAGGAUGGCUCAGAUGAAGAGAACUGCUCCCGCGUCUGCCAUCAACCAGGGGUCUUCCAGUGUCUGGAUGGAAGCAGGUGUGUAGAGGAGAAGUACCGCUGUGACGGGGCUCAGCAGUGCGCUGAUGGGUCUGAUGAGCUGGGCUGCUGGAGGCCUGCUGCAGACUGUUCACUGCGUUGUGACAACAAGACCCGGUGUAUCCCUAAGAGUUGGCGAUGUGAUGGGAAGCUAGAUUGUUUGGACAGAAGAGAUGAGCAAGGGUGCAUUCAUGAAAAGUGCAGUUCCUCUGAAUUUCAAUGUGAGAACGGCCAAUGCGUGUCUUCGUCUCUGCAUUGUGAUGGGAACCGAGACUGCCUGGACCACUCAGAUGAGGAAGGCUGCCCUGUUGCCCUACAGUGUCCAGAAGGGGAGAUGAAAUGUCCGAAGAGUGGAGAAUGUGUGUUGGCAGAGUGGAUAUGUGACCAUGAUGUAGACUGCAAAGAUGGAACUGACGAGAAGGACUGUGGCUCCAAGGCGCUUCCAUGUGGCCCAAGGCAGUGGGCUUGUGGAAGUGGAGACCAGUGUGUGCCUGAUUUCUGGCACUGUGACGGACAGAGCGACUGCAGAGACAGCAGCGACGAGGCUGGAUGUGCUCCACGGAAGUGUGCGGAUUCUGAGUUCCGGUGCGCCACUGGCGCCUGCCUCCGCUUCAGCAUGGUGUGUGAUGGACGAGAGGACUGUGCCGAUGGUUCAGAUGAGGGUGGAGAGUGUUCUACGUCAGCGUGCAGCCCAGGGCAGUGUUACCAUUCCUGCUACCCGUCCCCAACUGGGCCAGUGUGUGCCUGUGUCCCUGGCUUUGAGCUGGAAAGCAGUGGUCAAAUCUGUCAGGAUGUCAAUGAGUGCCAGCAGCCAGCUGGUCGACCUUGCAGUCAGACCUGUAUCAAUACUGAGGGCUCAUAUAUCUGUGCCUGUCACCCUGGCUACUUGCUGGGCCCUGAUGGCCACACCUGUAAGGCAACAGGUGCUGAGCCAAUCCUGCUAGUUGCAAUUGAGUUUAACCUCUUCCUUUCUGGACUGAGAAGCUUAAAAGAAGAUAUUCUGGCAACUACAGACAAGCGCCUGGCUAUUCACUCUCUGGACUAUGACUUAGAGGAUCAGAAAGUCUUCUGGGCAGAUCCCAAUGCAGAGAGUAUAAGGUGGAUAAGUAUGGCCACGAAGAAGGAUGGGAUGGUGGUGAGAGGGAUAAAGCCAGAAUGCAUAGUGGUCGACUGGAUUGGAAGGAAUCUCUACUGGAUUGAUGGGAGAGCUGACCAGAUUUUGGCAAUUCAAUUAACUGCUGUUGGGAGAGAAAAUUCUGAGUAUACAGUUGUCCUGGAUGAUUUGAUUCAGCCCCAGUCUUUGGCUUUGGAUCCCCUAAAUGGAUUGAUGUACUGGUCCGAAAUUGGAGAAGAACCUCAAAUAGAACAAGCUGGAAUGGAUGGUAGCAGCAGGAAGAUACUUGUCAAUCAAGGCCUUGGUCGGCCAACUAGUAUAGCUCUUGACCUGUUAAGUUGGAAGAUAUUCUGGUCUGAUGAGAAAUUUCACUGCAUUGGCUCUGCCAACCUAGAUGGUAGUGGCAUUAGCAUGAUGCAGCUAACAGAAAUCAAGAGCCCCUUUUCAGUCGCUGUGUUUGAAGAUGAAAUUUUCUGGUCAGACCUGAAGACAAGAACAAUACAGCGUGUGGAGAAGAUGACAGGCAAAGACAGAGCUGUCCUCAUCAAGCGUUCUGGACAGCCCUUUGGACUCAAGAUAAUGCAUGAAGUCCUCCAACCCAGGUCUUCCAGUCCCUGUCUGGACAUAGGAUGUUCCCACUUGUGCCUUCUGAGUCCACGAGCCAAGGGAAGUUGUCACUGCCCAGUUGGUCUCCUCCUGGCAGAUGAUGGGAUCACCUGUGUCUCCUUGCAAGAGUCUGAGUUUGUGUUCCUGGUCUUGCCCACUGUUCUCACCCAGAUCUAUCUGAAAAAUCUUAAGACCACAGCCCAGCAAAUGACUGUACCGGAACACAGAACACUUCCUUUUACCAGUGUUAACCAGCUGGCGUCAGUGGAUUAUCUUGUCCAGGAAAAGGCCCUCUACCUGUCGGAGCUGAAUACCAGUGACAUCAGGCUACUGCGGCUGAAGGAACCAGGGAUACUCUCAUGGAGGAGAAUCAUAUCUGGGAAGGGGACAGUGACUGACUUUGCCCUGGACUGGCUGGGUGGAAACAUAUAUUGGAUUGACAGUGAGAAUCCUCACAUCAAUGUUGCUUCCUCAAAAGGCCAGUAUCCCAUUGUCUUGCUCAGUGAAAACCUUCACCACCCAACCUCUGUUGUCCUCCACCCACCUACCGCUGUCAUGUGCUGGGCGGACCUGGGUUCGCAGGAUGAUGGGAGACAUGGUUCCAGCAUUGAAUGUGCCUCUAUGGAUGGCAGCAGGAGAAAGACACUAUGGCUGAAAUCCCAGGCGCCUGUGGGUUUGGCCUUUUCGGAUUCAGGGACCCGAGUGUACUGGGCUGAUACUGGGCAGGGCCUUAUUCAAAGUAUUCAGCUAGAUGGCUCAAGAUACAGGGUGGACCACCAAGGAGUUAAGGAUCUUCACCUCUUUGCCUGCGGUCAAGACAUGAUGUUGUGGACAACGGUUGAUGAUGCCCAGAUCACCAAAGUUUGGUACAGCAAAGCUCGAGUCUCAGGAAAUCAGUGGUUCCAGGUAGACCAGAAGAUUGUAGACUUGAAAGUUUAUAGUAUACUGAGGCAGCAGGGUAACAACAGCUGCUCAAAAGACAAUGGAGGAUGCAGUCAUAUCUGUUUACCAAAUCCUGAAGGCAAGACUUGCAGGUGUCCCAGUGGGCACUGCUUGGUUGAUGGACACACAUGUGUGGAAUUUGUCCAGUGCUCUACACCAUCACAAUGUUGUAAGGAUGGUCAGAAGUGCAUUUCCAUGGAGCAAGUUUGCAACGGGCAUGUUGACUGUCUGGAUGGAUCUGAUGAAGUGGACUGUAUGAAUCCAGGUAAAAUCCAUUCAACAUCAAUACUUGAGAAGCCAGAAGCUUGGGAAAGGUUGACACCAGAAGCUUCCAAACUUUUCCGGGCUACUGAGUCUACCACCGGUGUAUAUCUAGAACAAGAAGGAAUGAGACAUCCUGUCAGAAAAACAAGACCAGAGAGCAAGGUCCCCACAACCAAGGGAAGAGAGGAAACUGUUCAGACUGAGGAUUUACAGGAGGCCAAACAUAUGCCCUGUAGCCAAGACUUUUGCAAUGGGAGAGGGACAUGCACCGUGGAAGGGAAGCUGAGGAGAUGCCGCUGCCUGCUGGAAUAUGGUGGAGAGUUCUGCCAAGAAGCACCCCACAGCCCUGGCACUGUCUAUGUGGCUCUGAGUGCAGUAGCUGCUUUGGCAGCCAUUCUGGCAGCUCUGGGCCUGUGUCUACAUUUCAGAAGAGAGCGUAAAUUCAAAAGAACAUCAUCAAGGAAUUUGGACUAUGAUAAAGAAAAAAACCAAGAAGAAGAAAAUCUAAUGAAUAGCGAGACUUUUGUCAAUGAAGUUUAUGAUGAGCAGGAAUCCUUAACCUCUUUACAAACUGAAUGACCUCAUUAAAAAAAGAGCUGACACCUUUCAAUAAAUAUUGUUUAUCCA